Molecule: messenger RNA, 2970 nt
Organism: Saccoglossus kowalevskii
Lineage: Eukaryota; Metazoa; Hemichordata; Enteropneusta; Harrimaniidae
Product: mucin-22-like
Source: RefSeq, a predicted model, not a curated record
AUGACAACAGAAGAAACGGCCACUGAAGGAACUGAUUAUACCUUGGUUUCUGGGACUGAUCUAACUAAAACACCUGAACGUGCAACAACUACAUUUGAAAGUUCUACUUCAACUGAUUUGCCUACAGGUACUUUCUCAACAGAAGAAACGGCCACUGAAGGAACUGAUUAUACCUUGGUUUCUGGGACUGAUCUUACUAAAACAUCUGAACGUGCAACAACUACAUUUGAAAGUUCUACUUCAACUGAUUUGCCUACAGGUACUUUCUCAACAGGAUUUAUAACAGAAACAACAACUUCUGAUGUUGUGUCAUCAACAUUACCACCUAUUUCCACCCGAGAAACAUUUGAAACAACAGCUCAAAUUGAAUCUACUCAGAACAUUAUUACAACAGAAGAAACGGCCACUGAAGAAACUGAUUAUACCUUGGUUUCUGGUACUGAUCUAACUAAAACAUCUGAACGUGCAACAAGUACAUUUGAAAGUUCUACUUCAACUGAUUUGCCUACAGGUACUUUCUCAACAGGAUUUAUAACAGAAACAACAACAUCUGAUGUUGUGUCAUCAACAUUACCACCAAUUUCUGCCCAAGAAACAUUUGAAACAACAGCUCAAACUCAAUCUAAUCAGAACAUUAUGACAACAGAAGAAACGGCCACUGAAGGAACUGAUUAUACCUUGGUUUCUGGGACUGAUCUAACUAAAACACCUGAACGUGCAACAACUACAUUUGAAAGUUCUACUUCAACUGAUUUGCCUACAGGUACUUUCUCAACAGGAAUUAUAACAGAAACAACAACAUCUGAUGUUGUGUCAUCAACAUUGCCACCAAUUUCCACCCAAGCAACAUUUGAAACAACAGCUCAAACUAAAUCUACUCAGAACAUUAUUACAACAGAAGAAACGGCCACUGAAGGAACUGAUUAUACCUUGGUUUCUGGGACUGAUCUUACUAAAACAUCUGAACGUGCAACAACUACAUUUGAAAGUUCUACUUCAACUGAUUUGCCUACAGGUACUUUCUCAACAGAAGAAACGGCCACUGAAGGAACUGAUUAUACCUUGGUUUCUGGGACUGAUCUAACUAAAACAUCUGAAGAUGCAACAACUACAUUUGAAAGUUCUACUUCAACUGAUUUGCCUACAGGUACUUUCUCAACAGAAGAAACGGCCACUGAAGGAACUGGUUAUACCUUGGUUUCUGGGACUGAUCUAACUAAAACAUCUGAACAUGCAACAACUACAUUUGAAGGUUCUACUUCAACUGAUUUGCCUACAGGUACUUUCUCGACAGAAGAAACGGCCACUGAAGGAACUGGUUAUACCUUGGUUUCUGGGACUGAUCUAACUAAAACAUCUGAACGUGCAACAACUACAUUUGAAAGUUCUACUUCAACUGAUAUGCCUACAGGUACUUUCUCAACAGAAACAUUUGAAACAACAGCUCAAACUGAAUCUACUCAGAACAUUAUUACAACAGAAGAAACGGCCACUGAAGGAACUGAUUAUACCUUGGUUUCUGGGACUGAUCUAACUAAAACAUCUGAACUAGCAACAACUACAUUUGAAAGUUCUACUUCAACUGAUUUGCCUACAGGUACUUUCUCAACAGGAUUUAUAACAGAAACAACAACAUCUGAUGUUGUGUCAUCAACAUUGCCACCAAUUUCUACCCAAGAAACAUUUGAAACAACAGCUCAAACUGAAUUUGCUCAGAACAUUAUUACAACAGAAGAAACGGCCACUGAAGGAACUGAUUAUACAUUGGUUUCUGGGACUGAUCUAACUAAAACAUCUGAACGUGCAACAAGUACAUUUGAAAGUUCUACUUCAACUGAUUUGCCUACAGGUACUUUCUCAACAGAAGAAACGGCCACUGAAGGAACUGGUUAUACCUUGGUUUCUGGGACUGAUCUAACUAAAACAUCUGAACAUGCAACAACUACAUUUGAAGGUUCUACUUCAACUGAUUUGCCUACAGGUACUUUCUCGACAGGAAUUAUGACAGAAACAACAGCAUCUGAUGUUGUGUCAUCAACAUUGCCACCAAUUUCCACCCAAGCAACAUUUGAAACAACAGCUCAAACUAAAUCUACUCAGAACAUUAUUACAACAGAAGAAACGGCCACUGAAGGAACUGAUUAUACCAUGGUUUCUGGGACGGAUCUUACUAAAACAUCUGAACGUGCAACAAAAGAAACGGCCACUGAAGGAACUGAUUAUACCUUGGUUUCUGGGACUGAUCUUACUAAAACAUCUGAACGUGCAACAACUACAUUUGAAAGUUCUACUUCAACUGAUUUGCCUACAGGUACUUUCUCGACAGGAAUUAUAACAGAAACAACAACAUCUGAUGUUGUGUCAUCAACAUUGCCACCAAUUUCCACCCAAGCAACAUUUGAAACAACAGUUCAAACUAAAUCUACUCAGAACAUGAUUACAACAGAAGAAACGGCCACUGAAGGAACUGAUUAUACCAUGGUUUCUGGGACGGAUCUUACUAAAACAUCUGAACGUGCAACAAGUACAUUUGAAAGUUCUACUUCAACUGAUUUGCCUACAGGUACUUUCUCAACAGAAGAAACGGCCACUGAAGGAACUGAUUAUACCUUGGUUUCUGGGACUGAUCUUACUAAAACAUCUGAACGUGCAACAACUACAUUUGAAAGUUCUACUUCAACUGAUUUGCCUACAGGUACUUUCUCAACAGGAUUUAUAACAGAAACAACAACUUCUGAUGUUGUGUCAUCAACAUUACCACCAAUUUCCACCCGAGAAACAUUUGAAACAACAGCUCAAACUGAAUCUACUCAGAACAUUAUUACAACAGAAGAAACGGCCACUGAAGAAACUGAUUAUACUUUGGUUUCUGGUACUGAUCUAACUAAAACAUCUGAACGUGCAACAACUACAUUUGAAAGUUCUACUUCAACUGAUUUGCCUACAGGUACUUUCUCAACGGGUAAAUAG